This is a messenger RNA of Aureobasidium uvarum, 1545 nucleotides long. Lineage: Eukaryota; Fungi; Ascomycota; Dothideomycetes; Dothideales; Saccotheciaceae. The record is from the annotation of a GenBank genome assembly.
AAUGUACAGCGCAAGUUCGGUAAAUUGAUGAAGCGGUCUGCCGACGGUUCAGACGUCGGAAACAUCAUCAGUGAAUUCAACACCGCGGACCUAGCCCUUGGCAGUGUACUGACUGGAGUCUCUAGNUUCAUUGAUGCAACAAAAUCAUGGCGCGAUGCUUGGGAUGAAACACUGAAGACACAACUCUCCAUAGCAGAAACAUUGCACUUGCUGUACAAGCCCAUCGAAGUCGAAGAUGAUCCGGACAAUUCUACACAGCACAAACCGGCUCCAACCCCCCGAAGAUAUCUGGAAAAGGCUAGCGAUCUGCAAAACAUCUACUCAAAUCUUGGAAAGGACCUAAGCACCGAGAUCAAUUCUAUUGAACCCAGACUCUUGAGACCUGCCAUGGAUGCCAAGGAUUCUUUCAAGAUGCUCAAAAAAUCAAUCAAACGAAGAGAAGAUCUGAAGGAUACAAGGUCCGCCAGAGAGGAGAAUGCCUUGAUGAAACACGAGACCGAUCUCGCCCGAUCCGAUGCUCUCAGAAGAGUCUUGCCCCCUUUGUUGGAUGCUCUGGCAAACCUCUUCCCACACCUGCUCGCCAUACAAAUCAUGAUUCAAUAUCAGCUUGUAGGCCAAAUGUACACCCAUCUCCACGAGUAUUGCCAAACACAUGGACUGCCCUCACCCGCUCCAGCUCUAGAGCAGGUCGUUUCGACGUUCGAAAAUGAAUUCACACCAUUUCGUGAGGACCUUGAGCGUAACAUCAAGACUCUCUCGACAGGCAAAGCUGUACAUCAACCUAUGAGUAUCCCGGACAAACAACAAGGCACUGUCACUGGGCUUGGUCUGCGCAAUAGGGUUACUAGGAGAACCAGCAGCCAAGGAUCACUGCCAAAACCUAGUAUGCCAGGACAACUACGCAUCGGGUCAGGCGACGUCGAUGAUGAGCCAGCACCUGUAAAGCCUCCUAGACCUGGUCGCAUAUCUUCUAGUAAUAGACUGCACUCGCACUACGAGGAUACGGCUACACUCAACUCUCAUUACGAGGACGAAGAGGCGCCCCCAGUAAAGCCACCUCGACCUGGAGCAGCUCCUAGUAUCGACAUGGGAAGCAAACCACGGAUCCCUUCUAGUUCCAAGCCUUCUCCGAUGGCUACGCCAGAUGGUUACGCCAACGGCGGAGCAGCUCGACCAAUGUAUUCGGCUUCGAGUACACCUAGUUCAUCGUCGACCCCAUUCUUGACGCCUUCUUCGUCGCAUCAGAAUCAGGGGUCAGACUACUUUGGGCGAGAGCGCAAGCCUUCCACGUCGUCUGGAACAUUCAGUGUCACGGGCAAGAAGAAGCCUCCGCCGCCUCCACCAAAGAAGCGAUUGUCAUCAUCUCAGGGUGAAUUCGUCACGGCUCUGUAUGAAUUUGCUGGUCAGGGGUCAGGAGAUCUUGCGUUCCGUGAAGGUGACAGGAUCAAGGUGGCGAAGAAGACGGCAUCCACAGAUGAUUGGUGGGAGGGAGAAUUAAAUGGAGUGGUGGGCAGCUUUCCUGCAAACUAUGUCAAGGUUGGAUAA